This is a messenger RNA of Hypomesus transpacificus, 2187 nucleotides long. It is a transcript of the gene arl8bb, whose product is annotated as ADP-ribosylation factor-like 8Bb. Gene Ontology annotation, biological process: anterograde axonal transport; protein transport. NCBI's taxonomy places the organism in Eukaryota, Metazoa, Chordata, Actinopteri, Osmeriformes, Osmeridae. Gene Ontology annotation, cellular component: lysosomal membrane. The transcript is spliced from 7 exons. Bases 1 to 561 code for a protein of 186 amino acids. Gene Ontology annotation, molecular function: GTPase activity; GTP binding. The record is from RefSeq and is a predicted model, not a curated record.
AUGUUAGCGUUUGUUAAUCGGCUUUUGGACUGGUUCAAAUCUCUUUUUUGGAAAGAGGAGAUGGAACUUACAUUAGUAGGACUACAAUAUUCUGGAAAAACCACAUUCGUUAACGUGAUUGCGUCAGGCCAGUUCAAUGAAGACAUGAUUCCCACCGUUGGUUUCAACAUGCGGAAGGUUGCCAAAGGCAAUGUGACAAUAAAGAUUUGGGACAUUGGUGGACAGCCUCGGUUCAGAAGCAUGUGGGAGCGAUACUGUCGAGGAGUCAAUGCUAUUGUUUACAUGGUGGAUGCUGCAGACCCAGAAAAGAUAGAAGCCUCUAAAAAUGAACUCCAUAAUCUACUAGAUAAACCGCAGCUUCAAGGAAUCCCUGUUCUAGUUUUGGGCAACAAAAGAGAUCUUUCGAACGCUCUUGAUGAGAAGCAGCUAAUAAAACAAAUGAAUUUGUCCUCCAUCCAGGACAGAGAGAUUUGUUGUUACUCAGUCUCAUGCAAAGAGCAAGACAACAUAGAUAUCACACUCCAGUGGCUAAUCCAGCACUCUAAAUCUCGGAGGAGCUAAAAGUCCAACCAAGUCCCCAGUCUAGCUCCAGCCUUAACGUCAGUGUCGUCAGACCUCCAUGCUGCCUCGGUGACGUCAUUCUCCAUUGAUCUGUCUGCGCUUCCUUUCUCUUUUUCCAGUUCCCUAUUCAGUGCUGCCAAUGCACUAUAAUAGUCUUGCCUUAAGUACUUCAACCGCCAUCUCGCUGUACAACAUAAUAUGAACUACACCUUCACGUUGUGAAACGUCUACACAUCAUUCCUUACUGCUUGCUCAGAUGUGUUGUGCUGUAAGUCUUUGUCCUACCUUUUGGAUUUGAGGCUUCAAAGAUAGACAAACUCCAAUGCCUGAAAAAAAGACUGUUAUUAAAUGAAACCAUCUCAAUAUCACUACUUCUACCAUGUUCUUACCUGCAUAUAUGUUAUACAGUAGCCCAGCAGCUAUUCAUUAAUGACAUAAUCCUGAUGCCUGAGCUUUUUUUAAGUGCCUUCAAAUUAGCUUAGAUUUUUUGCAAUUUUUUAUGGAACUGGAUAACCAUGUGUUGGUAUUUAGAUGUAUGUAAACUAUUUGGUAUGCUUUUGACCUGGUUUCACCAUCUCUCUCUCUGGACCAGUCAUUAUUUGAUACAUUUGUGUUUCAAUAAUGGAAAAUGCACAGAAGGUCUAGUUAAGGGGGAUGCAGGUUCCAUCACCACUGCAAUCCACAACGACUUCAAAGUAUCUUGGAAGAAUGUCAUGAAGUCCAUUAAUGACUGGCGUGUGCCUUUUGAAUGUUUUGGUUUGUCUUCAUGAGUAUUGCUUUCAUUGUGCAAGAUCAGUAAAAUGAUCAGAGAAUGUGCAAGUUUUAAUGAUUGGAGAAGGCAUUUCUAAUAAUGACUUGCCAGUAUGUAAGGAUGUACGGUAUGGAGAAGGGACUUGUCAUCUCUAAACUUUGUCUUAGAAGUAUGUCUGUGUUGUAAAACCUAAUCUGAGUAGAAUACAUUGUGAUGAUGCAUUGUGGUGCCAAUUAACUAGGCAUCCAUUCUUAUCAUUGAGGACAAUCAUUUAUAAUUGUGCAAUUUAUGCUGUCAAAAUCUAGAAUUGUGUAAGAGAGUUAUUUCCCCCAGAUCAAAGCAUUUUCUUUGGCCUUUUUUGGUACUGUAGGUAAGGAUACUGUUGAUCAUUUUACAUUCAUGUUUUGUACCUCAUUGAGGUUACUUAUGAAUAAUAUUGCUUCCGUCACCAGAUGGAAAGCUGGCUUUGAACUUUCUAUAAUCUACUCACUAGUCUCUGCCACUGACAGUGUUUCUACUGCAAGUUAGAGCUUUGAGUGGUUUAAGUGUUACGUGGUUAAAUGCUGUUACCCCCUAGUCUGUAAUGUUUGUUGAGCUUUAUUGGAAGUACAUUUUCCUCUGAAUUUGUCUAAUGCUAAACAGAUUCAUAUAAUGCAGAACUUAUAAAUACAAUUUUUUUUUCAGACAAAUGUUGUAUUGUCUCUUGUAUCUCCUGUGACUGCUAAUACAUGUUUUUAUUUAAACAGUUGAUAAAGUAUUAGAUGCAUUUUGUUUUAUAGUGUGAUUGUAUAUGUAAGUGUAAGAUAUGUAUCUUCUAUAGCAUGUUGAUGUGGCUAAGACAAAACUUUCUCACUUCUGGAAUAAAGCAAUCAGAC